Molecule: messenger RNA, 489 nt
Organism: Paramecium tetraurelia
Lineage: Eukaryota; Ciliophora; Oligohymenophorea; Peniculida; Parameciidae
Exons: 3
Source: RefSeq, a predicted model, not a curated record
AUGAGUAAUACUUUUAAGUCUGCAGGCAAUACUCUUGCCAAAGGAAAUGACUUAGGUUAAACCAACCAAAGUUUCGGCGGCUCUCAAAAUCCUGCCUCAUUGAAAGGUAAAUUGAUGAGUUUGGAAGAAACAAUCAAAGGCAUUCAAGAUGAGAUGAAUUUUCACAAGAAAGAAGUCUAAAUACUCAAAUCAGAAAAAGAUACCUUAGAGUCUGUUUUGAGUAUGAAAACUCAAGAUGUCAAAAAGACUCUUACCAAUGAACUUAUGAGAAUCGAAGAGGAAAUGAAAAGACACUUUGCACAUCAAAAGGCUGAGAAUUCAAGAUUAUAAUAGUAGAUAACAGCAUUAAAAGGAGAAAAGACUGCUCUCCAAUAAUAAUUAUUAGGAUUAUAGAGAAGGAUAGCAGAGUUAGAAUUGUAGGUUGGUUAAGAAUAAGCAUGAAUAGUAAUAUAACCCUAAAAUUUAAUCAUAAUUAAAUUUUGUUAUCUU